AUGAAGCCCCUAUCGGUCUUCCUGCCCUGUGCAGCACUCGCACAUUAUGUCGCUGCUCAAGGCGCAUACCUCUUCACCAUCGACCGCUCCAUCGCCGCCCCUUCGACUGGCAUGAUCGAUUCAGAAAUGGCCAGCGCUGUUAUCGCGAGAAGAAGAGCCCUUACUGCGGAUCGAUACCUCGGGAUCACAGACUCAAUGCUUCUUGAAGAUCUCAAUACCUAUGGCGGAUACCAAGCACCCCUGUUUGGAGAGAGCCAUCCCAAAGAUGCGCCAGGAAAGCUAUUCAUCAGAAUAACGGGGGUGGAUAUGCAGAUCAGUGACUUUGAUAUGGCCAUGCCUGAUCUAUGGAUCUCGGAUCCGACAAAAGACCUGCUCAGUGACUUCAAGGCGGUAUCUGACGGAAGCCGAAAAGAGAAAGACGGGCUCUGCGAGUAUGCAGUUCCGCCGUCUCGCAAUGCUCCCCAAAGCAAGGGUGUCGAGGUGGUCUUCACCUAUCCAGCCGAAAAUGGAAGAUGCCUGGCGGCCUCAGAGAUCCCAAAUAUCCCAAUCAUUCUCUCCCUCCAUAGCUUUCUGCCCACGGACCCGUCGGGUGUCAAAACCCAGCUGAACGGCCUGGUGCGCAUCCUGAAGCACUUCUCCGCCACAGACAACGUCGAAUCCACCAUUCUCCUGCUUCCCUCCGCGAAGAAACUGAAGAAUCCCAAGAAGAAAAAUGCCAACAACCACAAGCACGUUGCCCGCUCCGCACAAACGUCCGAAGAGGAACGCCUGGACCUGCCAUCUACGUCGCCCACCCCAUCCUCCGUCUCUGGAUUUGACACAAUCACACCGGCCAACACUUCCUCAAACUUCACCCUUCCCUCUGUGAUCCCCGCCUGUUUUGCUUCACAGUCCGCGUGCGAGAACACCACAAACUCGUGCUCCGGCCACGGCUCCUGCUACAAAGCCCACACCAAUUGCUUCAAGUGCCGCUGCACGUCUACUCUUGUCCGGAUCAACGAAGACGGGACCAAGAAGACGGUGACAUGGGGCGGAAACGCGUGUCAAAAGAAAGACAUCUCCGUGCCUUUCGUCAUGUUCGCUACCUUCGGCGUGGUUAUGACUGCAUUGGUAGCCGGGGCCAUCGGAAUGCUCUACAGCAUGGGUUCGCAAGAACUACCCAGUGUGAUUGGGGCUGGUGUCGCGGGGCCCAGGGCCGCGAAGUAG
Molecule: messenger RNA, 1206 nt
Organism: Fonsecaea nubica
Lineage: Eukaryota; Fungi; Ascomycota; Eurotiomycetes; Chaetothyriales; Herpotrichiellaceae
Exons: 1
Coding region: 1-1206 (401 amino acids)
Cellular component (GO): endoplasmic reticulum
Source: RefSeq, a predicted model, not a curated record